Messenger RNA from Drosophila serrata, 1086 nucleotides. RefSeq names its product putative palmitoyltransferase ZDHHC24. NCBI's taxonomy places the organism in Eukaryota, Metazoa, Arthropoda, Insecta, Diptera, Drosophilidae. Gene Ontology annotation, molecular function: palmitoyltransferase activity. The record is from RefSeq and is a predicted model, not a curated record.
GGAAUAAAAUGAUUUUGCGCUCCUGGGACCGAGUUAGGCCCCGUUCCUUGUCGGAUUUUGCAGCCUUUCUGCUGGUGGCUGUGUUUGUGCCGGUGACAUACGUAUUCCAGAUCGUCAUCGUGCUGCCGGAGCUGUUUGUCAUCGGCGGCGUCUGCUACACGGUGCUGUGGGUUGCCAGUGUAUUCCUCAUCUUCAACCUGACGUCCAACAUGCUGGCCUGCAUGCUGGUGGACACCAGUAUAAGAAUGGAACUGCUGAAGCCACCGGUGGAGCCCGGACAGCUGGCCCGGUGGCACAUGUGCCAUGAUUGCCAGACCUUGGUGCCGCCCCGCUCCUGGCACUGUGAGGUGUGCAACGUGUGCAUUCUGAAGCGGGAUCACCAUUGCCGGUUCACCUGCUGUUGCAUCGGGCACCACAACUACCGGUACUUCUUUUUCUACUUGGUGUACAUGAUCAUUGGAUCCUUCGUGGCAACUGUCACGCAGAGCAUCUACCUUUGGCACCUUCAUCUGGAUGUAUACUGGCAGUGGUCCACGCUCUUCAAUGUGUUCGCUCCGAUGGUUAGUCUGAUGCUGUACCCCAGCUGGGAGAGCUUCUACGUGGUCAUCUACGAUCUCACCCUGCUGGCCUUCGGCAUAUCAUCCCUGCUGCUAAUCUUCCACUGGUCGAUCAUCAAGAACGGGUCCGUGACGAGGGAGCGUGGUACCAGGAAGUACGAUCGCGGCCUGAAGGGCAAUCUGGAGAUGGUGCUUGGCCAGCGGAUGCAUCUUACCUGGCUGUCGCCCUUUGUGCGCAGCGAUUUGCCGCACGAUGGCGUAAACUGGGAACCCAACGCCGCCGCCUUACCGAAGGAGGACUAGUCAAUUUUGAUUACCAAUUCAUAGUAUUAAUUGCAUUUAAAACGAUUUCCCAUUUGGAGAUCGAAUUUUAAGUUAUAGUAAAUAUUGUAAAACCCUCUAGUCAAUACAAAAAUACUAAUCUCAUUUUACCUUUAGGUAUAUCCAAAUUAUGUGUUCAUGGAAAUUAUGUUUGUAUUCUCGUCGUCUUACUCGUUCAUUUGUCACAAAUCAAUAUUCUUGUCUUUUU